Messenger RNA from Klebsormidium nitens, 2145 nucleotides. NCBI's taxonomy places the organism in Eukaryota, Viridiplantae, Streptophyta, Klebsormidiophyceae, Klebsormidiales, Klebsormidiaceae. The record is from the annotation of a GenBank genome assembly.
GUUGGAACCUUGCGCAAGGAAGGCCUGGGAAGGAGAGGGAAAAGCACUGGCGCCGGGUUGCCGUUCUUCGGUCGCCAUUGUGGAGCAAGCCAGGCAUUCUUACUUGGGCCUUUUUAUGCAAGCUGUCAGCUGUUUGAGUUGCUUUGCAUGUGAUAUGACGGUCUGGUGAGGAAAAGUGCACCGUUUUUGGGGCUGCAAAAGACGGGCGCCGAAUGAGACACGAGGUUGGUGUGGGAUUGUUUGACCUUAGUUAAGUGGAAAGAUGGACGAAUCAACGGAAGAGAGGCCGACCAGUGCCACGCCUGCGCCGCAAAUGGCGUCUCUCUCUCUCGCCCUUUCCCAUGCCUCUCAUCACCUCUUCGAAGCCGCACUGAGCAGGAGCAAAAGCACUUCCGCAAAGCACCGUUCUUUAGAGCGAGUCUCCUGCAACCCCCCCGUUGCGCAGUCACCCGUUUUGCUGAGACCAAAAGCCGUCCCCCUCCUUCAAAAACCGGGUUUGUUGACAGAGGAAAAUGACGCGGCACCCCAAAAGCGAAGGUUCAAGCGACGAACCCCCACCCACAUGGCCGUUCCUGAGCCCGUCCUUACUCCUAGCAGCUCCGCUCUCGACAAGUUGCUCGAAAGAAGCAUGCGCUUAAACCCGUUUUCGUUGGGGGGGGGGAGCAAUGCACCGACGGACGCCGGGGGUGCCAACGGCUUGGAUUUUGACCCCCUAUUGCUGGCGUCGGCGGGAGGGGCGAAAGGAAAGGCGGUAGUGGAACGGGGAGGCCCUAAAACAGUGCUCAUUUUGAUGAGCGACACGGGAGGGGGCCAUCGCGCAAGCGCGCAAGCGCUGAAGUCAGCAUUCUUUCUGGAGUUUGGGACGCAGUAUGAGGUGAUCAUCGUAGAUAUGUGGAAGGAGCACACCCCGUGGCCGUUCAACACGUUCCCCGACAGCUACAGCUUCAUGGUGAAGCACGAGUGGAUCUGGAAGCUCGCGUUCGACUUCAGCAGCCCCAAAUUUAUCCACCAGCCGCACUUUGUCGCCACCACCGCCUUCGUUGCCAGGGAGAUGGCCAAGGCGUUCGUCAAGUACAAGCCUGACAUCAUCGUUAGCGUGCACCCGCUGAUGCAGCACGUGCCCCUGCGCGUCCUCCGCUCGCGCGGCCUCCUCCACCGCAUCCCCUUCACCACCGUCAUUACCGACCUCGACACCUGCCACCCCACCUGGUUCCACAAGCUGGUGACGACGUGUUUCUGCCCCACGGACAGGGUGGGCGAGCGCGCGCUCAAGGCGGGCCUCCAACCGGGCCAGGUCCGAGUGCACGGUCUGCCCAUUCGCCCAGAUUUCGCGCGCAAGUUACCGCCCAGGAAAGAGCUUCGGCAGCAGCUCGCGAUGCACCCGACGCUGCCAGCUGUCAUUCUCAUCGGCGGGGGGGAGGGCAUGGGCCCCGUAGAAGCGACGGCCCGGGCACUUGCGGACGUCCUCGGGGGGACGAGCGGAACCGCCCCCUUGGGGCAGCUGAUCAUCAUUUGCGGGCGAAACAAGAAGCUGCAGUCCAUCCUAGAAGCGGUGGAUUGGCCCAUGCCGACGCAGGUGCAGGGCUUCGUGAAGAACAUGCCCGAGUGGAUGGCCGCCUCGGAUUGCGUCAUCACCAAGGCAGGGCCGGGGACGAUCGCUGAGGCGCUCAUCCGGGGACUGCCCAUCGUGCUGAACGACUUCAUCGCUGGACAGGAGACGGGAAACGUGCCGUUCGUCGUGGAGAAUGGCUGUGGCAAGUACAGUGACGUACCCACCGAGAUCGCCACCAUUGUGGCCGAGUGGUUCGGGGAGAAGAAGGGCGAGCUGACCGCGAUGAAGGAGCGGGCUCUCAAGCUGGCCAGGCCGGACGCCGUGUUCAACAUUGUUAGGGACCUAGACAAGCUAGUGAGGAAGGCACAAGAAGCGUACGGUAGCAAGGGCGUUGUUUAUGUAUAGUACUUGCGUGUAUUCUAGCUUGAGCCGAGUCCGACGGUUAUACGGCACAGACGGCUGCAUUGCUGAGUUUGGACUAGUCUGUCAAAACCGAGAUUGGCGGGCUGUUGCCAGUUGGCCCGUCUUGACGAGCUCCACCGCGCAUUCAAGAUACGUUGCUUUGUGAAUGAGGAUGUGUGCAGUUACCUCCC